AUGACAUCGAAUAUCAUCAAACAAUUCUCCCAACAACUUGCAACUUAUCUAUGUGAACGAUAUAUGGCACCAAUAUCUUAUCUCAACAUCUAUCGAGCUCAUAACGAAUUUCAAAUCAUAAAAUCUGUGCAACGUAGUCUACGAAAAGGAAAAUAUGUACUUCGUGUAACAGAUAAAGGUGGCGUAUUUCAUAUUGGUCAUUCAAAAGAUUACGAACAAAAGGUAGAAGCUUAUCGACAAAAAACGGGAGCAUAUGUUGAAUUAGAAAAUAAUCCAUUACGGAUAAUUUUUGAGAACGUAGAAGGAACUCGAUUAAUAUCAAUUGUAUCUUCGAUGCAUACACCAACAGAUGAUACUUCUAAGUUUCUCGAUCGAUUACUUCGACCAUUAUUUGAUAAGCAUGUUCGUUCUACUACAAUCAUCGAUGGUGUUGAUCUCAUUCGUCGCCUAGAAACAUAUGUUCCAAAUGGUCACUGGAAGCCAACAACUUAUUUUUGUACAUUUGACAUUACAGAUUUAUACACCUUGUUGCCUCAAGAAGAAUCUCUCAAUGUACUUACUGAAUUUCUCUUGGAACAUGGCUAUCAAAAAGUAAAAAACGUUCCAAUUGAUGCUAUUCGGAAAUUAGCUCGUCUUGUUAUAACAGAAAAUGUUUUUACAUACGAAAAAAAGUUCUAUCGACAAGUAGUUGGUGGUGCAAUGGGAUCUGCAUCCACUCUAACUUUAGCAAAUAUCUUCAUGUGGAAAUGGGAAAAACAACUUGUUCUUCACCAAAUAGCUUCAAAUGAAAUCUA
This is a messenger RNA of Adineta steineri, 794 nucleotides long. Lineage: Eukaryota; Metazoa; Rotifera; Eurotatoria; Adinetida; Adinetidae. The record is from the annotation of a GenBank genome assembly.